AUGCGGAACUUACCAAUACCUUCAUUGUUGAUUGAAGUAUUAUUUAAUCCAGAGAAAUUAAAAGAACUAGUGUCAAAAGAUCCAACCGAUUCUUUAAUUGAAAAAAUUGUACAGGAAUCACUUGAUUAUCAUACUCCAUAUUCCUCUUACAACAACAAUAGCAGUAAUCUUCACUACAAUACUAGUAAUAGUAAUAAUCAUCAAUAUCAACAUUCUAAUCAACCGCACUAUUAUAAUAAUCCAUAUCAACAACAACAACAACAACAACCAUAUAUAAAACCUCCUCCUGUAAACCUCUACUCACAAGCAUCAAGACAACAAAGAUUAUUGAUCCCUGGUGUUCCACCAAUGGGAAUUGAUCCAAUUAUCAUCGCUAAGGAACAUAAUUGGGAAUCAUUAAAUGAAUAUAAAAAAGCAGAGAUUGAACUUCGACAAUUAAAAUUACGAAAUUUUCAGAAAAAAGUUCGUCAAGACAUUCUCAAAUAUAAAAAUCAAGUCACUCUACUAGCAUCAUCAACAAAUCGUUCCAUUUACAAGAAAUUAAAAAAAAAAUCCAUGCGCGACUUAAAAUUAACUGAGAGACUAGAAAGGCAGCAACGUGAAGAUUAUCAAAAACAUCAAAAACAAAAACAUUACAGUUUCUUAAACAGAGUUUGUAAUCAUAGUCGCGAAGUAAUACAAUGGCAUCGUGCAAAUCAAUCUAAAAAAUUGAAAUUUGGUCGAGCUGUUCUAAAUUAUCAUGCUCAGAUCGAGAAAGAAGAGUUGAAAAAGAAUGAUCGUUUAUCAAAAGAACGUUUGAAAGCUUUGAAAAAUGACGACGAGGAGGCUUACUUGAAGCUUAUAGACAAAGCAAAGGAUACUAGAAUCGCUCAUCUACUGGAACAAACUAAUGCAUAUCUUGACUCUUUGGCACAUGCUGUUGUUGCACAACAACAUGAUGAGGUGCAUGAUAAUCCUUCUGUUAGAGGUGGGAUUGAACUGAUGGACAAAGAUGAUGACACAUUUGCAAUUAUGAAUGGUAAAAAAAUUGAUUAUUAUCAAGUUGCUCAUAGAAUUAAAGAAGAAACUAUCUCAUUAAUAACUUAUCUUAUAGAAAAGAAGAAUCAAAAUGGACCAUUUUUGAUUGUAGUUCCAUUAUCCACAUUAACAAAUUGGACAAUUGAAUUCGAAAAAUGGGCACCGUCGGUCAUAAAAUGUGUUUACAAGGGUACACCAUCUGCCCGUAAAGAACUACAAAAAGAAUACGUCAAGCAUAUAAAUUUCCAGGUCUUACUUACCACUUAUGAAUAUAUAAUUAAGGACAAGUCAGUUCUAGGGAAAGUGAAAUGGGUUUAUGUGAUUGUUGAUGAAGGUCAUCGUAUGAAAAAUGUCAAUUCUAAAUUGUCAAUGAUCUUGACCAAUAAUUAUCAAUGCCGUUAUCGAUUGAUUCUUACUGGAACACCGUUGCAAAAUAAUUUACCAGAGUUGUGGUCGCUGUUGAAUUUCAUAUUACCAAAAAUAUUUGAUUCUGUUAAAA
This is a messenger RNA of Entrophospora sp. SA101, 1516 nucleotides long. The record is from the annotation of a GenBank genome assembly. Lineage: Eukaryota; Fungi; Glomeromycota; Glomeromycetes; Entrophosporales; Entrophosporaceae.